AUGGUUGAUUCGUCCUGGCAACUGCCACAAUCCCCCGACUUUGUUCUGCGAGAUACGCCUGAUGCCGGUCGAGGCAUCUUCGCCCGCAGGCCGCUGAAGCGAGGCACCCAAAUCCUCACAACCUCGGUGUCUCUUUCGCCCACUGCGCAUGUAAUCCUGCGUGCGUACAGACGCGAAGUCUGCGCCUUCUGCUUCGCGUACGACCGUGGCCGAGAAUGGAAGAUUCGCCCCCCGAACACGAGCCUUGCCUUCUGUUCAGAAGACUGCCACAAGCAAUGGCUUACGAGGUACGGCUCGGAGGCCUUAGAGGGCUAUCUCAAUAUUGAGACAUUGAUUCAGAAGCAAUUCAAGCAAAAUGGCGAUGCCCAAAUGGAAGAAAACUUCUUCAAUUCACACGAUGCUGCUGAGAGGUGGAAGCAGGCCGCUGAGAUCGGCGCACAGGUCUGCGAAGCCCGCCAGCAGGUGAAGCUUUCGAAGAACCAGAAAAAGCUUCUCCGGCAGCAGUCCGAGGUCAAGGUAGACCCAGACAUACUCUCCUUCCUCUAUUCCACUGCACUGAACGCUACCCCAGAUUCCGAGUCUGCUCUCAUGGCCCUCGCAGAUAACCCUGAUGUCUAUCAGACUGCCUCGCUCGAGCAACACACCAAAGCAUACGGUCUCUUGCUCACCCUGCUGCCGUCCGGACUUCUUGAGAACAUACGUGCCAACCUCUGUCAUGAAUACGUGUCUCGUGCAUCCCAUAAUGCUUUCUCCAUUCGGCCCACCGCCGAUGGCGACCACAGUGGCGAGUUUCUGGGAUACGGAGUGUGGCCAGAAGCGUCCUUUUUCAACCACUCGUGUCGGCCGAACCUACGGAAAUCAAGGGAGGGCAGGCAGUGGUCAUUCUGGACAGCUUCUGACACUGACAUUGAAGAGGGUGAUGAGCUUUGCAUCACAUACCUUGGAGGUGAGGAGCGCGAUCUCACAAUUUCUCAAAGACGAGACAAAUUGAAGGAAGAAUGGGGAUUUUGGUGUCGUUGUCAGAGAUGCAUUCAGGAAGAAGGCAACUGUUGA
Messenger RNA from Cyphellophora europaea CBS 101466, 1053 nucleotides. RefSeq lists its product as uncharacterized. The record is from RefSeq and is a predicted model, not a curated record. Bases 1 to 1053 code for a protein of 350 amino acids. The transcript has a single exon. Gene Ontology annotation, molecular function: protein binding. Lineage: Eukaryota; Fungi; Ascomycota; Eurotiomycetes; Chaetothyriales; Cyphellophoraceae. Gene Ontology annotation, cellular component: nucleus.